UAUUUGCUUCUUUUAUUUAUUUUAUUCAAUGGGUAGAAGUCCACAUUCUUCAUCUCAUAGCAGAAGAAAACGGAGCCGUUCAAGGGAAAGAUAUAGCAGAGAAAGAAGUCGAUCAAGAGAAAGAAGUCCUAAAACAUCGAAGAGACGAAGCGAUAGAGAUUCAAGAAGAGAUGAAGAUCAUUAUGAACACCAUUCAAAACAUCGUUCUCAUUCUAAUCGAAAAUUUGUUCGAAUGGACCCGCCGCCUGGUGGAUGGGAUAAACCUUCAUGGGAACCUAGUGGAGCUUUGAAAAAAGAAAUAAAAAAUGAAGAAGAAGAAGAACAACCUUCAUUUAAUAAUUCAAAAAAGAAGGAAGAGGAAAGAGAAAAACCUUCAUUUGAGCCUUCUGGAAAACUUGCACAGGACACAAAUACAUUUAAAGGUGUUGUUGUUAAGUAUAACGAACCUCCAGAAGCUAAAAUUCCAAAAUUGCGUUGGAGAAUUUAUCCGUUUAAAGGAGAAGAAUCAUUGCCAGUAAUUUAUGUCCAUCGCCAAUCAGCUUAUUUAAUUGGACGUGAUCACAAAGUUGCCGAUUUCCCUAUUGAUCAUCCAAGUUGUUCAAAACAACAUGCAGCUCUUCAAUAUCGUUCAAUGCCUUUUGAAAGGGCUGAUGGGUCUAAAGGAAGAAGAACUCGUCCUUACAUAAUUGAUUUGGGCUCAGGAAAUGGAACAUUUUUGAAUGGUGAAAGAAUAGAAGCUCAACGUUAUUACCAAUUAAAAGAAAAAGAUGUUUUAAAAUUUGGAUUUAGUUCAAGAGAAUAUGUUAUGUUACAUGAACAAUCAUUAAAAGGAGGAGAAGAAUCUGAUACUUCUGAAGGGGAAGAAGAUGAUGUUGGGGAUAUAAUUGAAAGAAGUCAAGAAGAUGAAGAAAGAAUUGCUGCUGCUGAGGAAGAUGAUUUAUUUUAAUUUUUAAAAAUUAUUUUCAAAAACAAAAAAUUCCUUUCUGUGUAAAACAAAUUACUGGUAAAAUAUUUUGGUUGGUUAAAAAUAAUUUUUUUUAUUUUUUAAUAAUUUACCUCCUCAAAUAACUUUUUCGAUUUAUCUGGAAAUUAUUUUGACUAAGAAUUUUUUCAUAAAAUUAUUUUCGUACUUUAUCAAGUUUGCUUAUAAUAGUACCUGUUCUUAAGGAGGGGACUUUAAUUGUUGUUAGAUUUAUUAUUUCGAUUUAUUACAGCUCUAAGAUUUUACUAGUUU
Molecule: messenger RNA, 1234 nt
Organism: Meloidogyne enterolobii
Lineage: Eukaryota; Metazoa; Nematoda; Chromadorea; Rhabditida; Meloidogynidae
Source: the annotation of a GenBank genome assembly